AUGAUUGCGUCGAACAAUUGGACAAUACAUCAAAUAAUCAACAAUUUAGCGUAUUUUCAUCUUCAAUCACCUGAAAAAUCGAUACGUAUUCUUAGAAAUUGUAUUCGUUCAUGUGAAACAAGAUCUCCAAUUAUUCUCAAUUGUUCGUCUCGUCAACAGAUUCUACCUAUAAUUCCUGAACUAAAUGAUUUCGAUGAAUUCUAUCCUCUUCUAGCAAACGUAUCUUAUGAACAAUUAUCAGACAAAGAACUUGAAUUUCGAACAAAUUAUCAUUAUCAAGGACGUACAAUUGAUAUAUCAUUUAAUCGUGAUGAUAUUGAAAUGGGUCGUAAGAUACAAAAAUUAUUGAAUUUCUAUUCACAAAAAUGGCAUAUUGAUCAAGAUGUGUUAAUUGUCAAUUUAAAGCGAUUAUUGUUUUCACUUUCUGCGUUCACAUUAAAUGAUUUUCUUCUAAAACAUCAACAACAAUUAUGUCAAUUAUCCAUAGAAGAAUGGUUUAUAGCAUUAGAAUUCUAUUUACAA
Molecule: messenger RNA, 522 nt
Organism: Adineta steineri
Lineage: Eukaryota; Metazoa; Rotifera; Eurotatoria; Adinetida; Adinetidae
Source: the annotation of a GenBank genome assembly